AUGGACGGCGAGGAUCUGCGGAAUGGUGAUGGUGGGGGGAGGAUGGUCGCUAAACAUGGUGGGGGUGAUGAGUUGAAUGCGGGGAAAGAGAGAGGUUUGAAGAGUGGGGAGGAGUUGGAGAGUAAGGAGAGAGAGGUGCUUGAAAUGAGUGGCGAUGAUGGGGAAGAGAAGGAGGAGAAAGGCGAGGAGGACGCGGUGGAGGAGGAGGAGGAGGUGGAAGAAGCUGACGAAGAGGAGGAAGGGGGGGAGGAAGAGGAAGGGGAAGAGAAUGAGGAAGAUAUUAUCGAGUCUCUCAUUAGAGAGAUUGAUGCGUGGAAGGGGGAAGGGAGUGCUCAAAUGGAAGGGCAGGGGGGAAUUGACCGCAGGGAAAAGGGAGAGUCGGCGUUCCGGUGGCGGAACGAGGUGGGAGACGAGGAGGAGAUGCUGACUCAGCACCACGACAGCUACCAAUGGCAGUGGCCCGUGGCGCGGCUGGGCGACAGCUGGCGCGGCAUGUUCAUGCGGGAAGCCCGAUAUGACAUUGUGGUAAGCGCUGAGUUAAGUGGAGUGUUUAGUUAG
Molecule: messenger RNA, 558 nt
Organism: Closterium sp. Yama58-4
Lineage: Eukaryota; Viridiplantae; Streptophyta; Zygnematophyceae; Desmidiales; Closteriaceae
Source: the annotation of a GenBank genome assembly